Molecule: messenger RNA, 264 nt
Organism: Symbiodinium sp. CCMP2592
Lineage: Eukaryota; Dinophyceae; Suessiales; Symbiodiniaceae
Source: the annotation of a GenBank genome assembly
AUGGGCUUGAACGGGCAGCCUAUGCCCACUGCCACGAGAGCCUGGUUCUAUGCGCUGACGAACAUCCGAAUCCGGGAGAAAGCGGACGUGUCGAGUCGUGCGCUGGGUACUGUCAUUCGCAAGGGCGAAGUUUUCGAGAUUGACGCCGAACUGGCGGUGCAAGGCCAGAAGUACCUCAAGUUAGCCAAGCAGGCCGGCUGGGUCUUCACGCGGGGUCUGAGCGGGGAGUGGAAAGGGCGCGAGAUCGCAAAGCGAAGCCCCUGA